GCCCCGGAAGUGAAAAAGGUUUCAACUGGUAAAAGAGGCAGGCCUCCCAAGAAACGACCAGCGGAAACAAGCGCUGAAGAAUCUUCGGAUCAAGGAGCACUAAAUAAUGGAACACUCAAGAAAAGUGACUCAGCGUCGGAGAAAUCUGAUUCAUGUGACGCCCCCAAAAGCCCUAAGAGUGCCCUAGCUAAAGGCGCAAGUGAUGGCGGGCAUGUUCUUACCGAGAAACGUCAGCGUGGGAGACCGCGCAAGGCAGAUAAAGUUGACUCAAGAAAAUGGAACGACGCAAAUUCACCGCCUACCGGACGUUAUACUGUUCCGCUUCCUGUUCCCGAUAGUUGGCCUCUAGUGUGCAAUAGGGACGAAAUCAUGAAAGAACUCUCCGAGAUGUAUACAAAUGUGAAGGAUGAGAAACUUGGCGAAUUCCAUAACCAAAUCAAAGCGUUUGUGUUCGCUCUGCAUUGGGCAGAGUUUUUGUGCAAAAUCUUGCCGACAUGGCUGCAGCAAGCAGGAUGUGCUGUCUACAUGUAA
Messenger RNA from Haemonchus placei, 531 nucleotides. NCBI's taxonomy places the organism in Eukaryota, Metazoa, Nematoda, Chromadorea, Rhabditida, Trichostrongylidae. The record is from the annotation of a GenBank genome assembly.